GAAGAACAGAGGAGUGUGAAAUUGAAGCCAUGGUUCCUUGUUUACAAGGCAUAGAUAGUGAAUUACCUCUUAAUGAGAAUGAUUCACAAGAUAUGGUUCUAUAUGAAGUUCUAAACGAAGCCAUGGCUAUCAGAAAUCCAUGGUUUUUGCCUACCAGAGACACAGUUCACAACGGAGCUGGCCUUGAACCAACCCGGGAAGUCGGAAAGAAGCACUACAGGGGGGUAAGACGCCGGCCGUGGGGGAAAUACGCCGCUGAAAUUCGUGACUCAACGCGACACGGUGCGCGUGUAUGGCUCGGCACGUUUGAUACUGCAGAAGACGCUGCUUUGGCUUAUGAUAGGGCUGCAUUUAAGAUGAGAGGAGCUAAGGCGCUACUGAAUUUCCCAGCUGAAGUUGUGGUUUCUGAAUCUGUUCAUCGAGUAUUGAAGCCCAAUUCUAGUAUUGAAAGAGUGAUUAAGGAGGGCUCGAGUUCGACUUCAAGUGGGGUUACAAAGGUGGAAGAUCAAUUGGAAUCGGAAAACAGUUCAGUUGUGGAAUUGCAGGAUUUGGGAUCAGAUUACUUGGAGAAGUUGUUAAAGGUUUCUGAGAUUGAAGAAGGAUUCUCUCCUUCAUCUUCCUCUUCUUCUAGUUCAUUAAUUAAUCCUGAAACUUGAUUUGAAGAAUUUUUUUUCUGUUUUUUUCACUUUUGAGAAAAAAGUGUUUGAAG
Messenger RNA from Telopea speciosissima, 709 nucleotides. Its product is annotated as pathogenesis-related genes transcriptional activator PTI5-like. The record is from RefSeq and is a predicted model, not a curated record. The coding region runs from base 30 to 656 and encodes 208 amino acids. Gene Ontology annotation, biological process: regulation of DNA-templated transcription; ethylene-activated signaling pathway. Lineage: Eukaryota; Viridiplantae; Streptophyta; Magnoliopsida; Proteales; Proteaceae. The transcript has a single exon. Gene Ontology annotation, molecular function: DNA-binding transcription factor activity; DNA binding.